ACAUCUGGCCCUUUAUCUUUCUAAAAAUAUAUAUUACUAUAAUUUAUACAAAUACAAAAAAAAAAAAAUAUAUUAUUUAAAAAAUCCAUUGAUUUUGCAUAGUCCACCAUGAUUCCUCUUCUUUUCUAGCUCCACUUCUUCACCUAUAUAUGUACACACACCACUUCAUAUAACUUAACAAUCACUCUUUAUUCUAUGCUUAUUAUCUUUUAUCUACUCUUUUUUUUAUAUAUAGAGAGAGAAUAAUAAGAGAUUUUAUUGGCCAUUGUUAAGUUGAAAAAAAGAGUUGUGUGAUAUAUAAGUUGUUGAAAGAAAUGAUGUUGGAUCUCAAUCUAAGUGCAAUUUAUGAUGAGAAAAUUCCAGAAGGUUCGGUAGCCGAUGAAUCGGAGGUGGGAAGCUCCAAUUCAUCAGCGAGGAAUGCAGAAGCAUGUAGUAGUGCCGGAGAUGAUGAGACGUGCUCCACACGCGCUGCCGGCUCCGGCGACAUUUUCACCUUCAAUUUCAAUAUACUUAAAGUUGGACAUGGUGGAGAUGAACGUAACAGGAGUUGUUGUAACAAUGACGAUGAUCAUCAUCAUCGGUCCGAGUACGUGACUCAGCAAUUGUUCCCAGUGAACACUGCUGAGCUGAAUACUCGGGCCCACACCUCUCAGAACGCUGAUUGGAUAGAUCGUAGUACUUACGAUCCAGCCAAUACUGUUGGUUUCCGAGAGAUGCCUAAACAGCAACAGCCAGUUAAGAAGAGCAGGAGGGGACCUAGGUCCAGAAGUUCACAGUAUAGAGGUGUUACUUUUUAUAGAAGAACUGGCAGAUGGGAAUCACACAUAUGGGAUUGUGGCAAACAAGUAUAUUUAGGUGGAUUUGACACUGCUCAUGCAGCCGCUAGGGCAUAUGAUAGAGCUGCGAUUAAGUUCCGGGGUGUUGAUGCUGAUAUAAACUUUAACCUUAGUGAUUACGAGGAGGGUAUGAAGCAGAUGUCGAACCUGAGUAAAGAAGAGUUUGUACACGUGCUGCGACGACAGAGUACUGGUUUCUCAAGAGGGAGCUCGAAAUACAGAGGAGUAACGUUGCAUAAAUGUGGGAGAUGGGAGGCGCGGAUGGGGCAAUUCCUUGGCAAAAAGUAUAUAUAUCUCGGACUAUUCGACAGUGAAGUAGAAGCUGCAAGGGCGUAUGAUAAGGCGGCUAUCAAAUGUAAUGGAAGGGACGCUGUUACCAACUUCGAGCCAAGUGCAUAUGAAGGGGAACCAAAUUCGAACCCUCAAAUUGAAGGUAGCCAACAGGAUCUUGAUCUAAACUUGGGAAUCGCGACUUCUUCUCCCAAGGAAAUUGAAAGGUCGUCGGUUUUUCAGUAUCAUCCUUAUGAUAUGCAAGAAUCAACAAAAUCACAGAUGGACAAAUCUGGUUCACAAACAGUUGGUAGUUCACAUUUCAAGGGGCUACCUGCAGUCACAUCUGAACAAGCUCACUUGUGGAAUGGAGUGUAUUCCAAUUUCUUUCCCAGCUAUGAGGAAAGAGCAUCCGGGAAGAGAAUAGAUGUAGGUACCUCCCACGGACACCCAAACUGGGCAAUGCAAAUGCAUGGUCAAGUCGGAACAACCUCAAUGUCAAUGUUCUCUGCUGCAGCAUCAUCAGGAUUCUCAACUCCGGCUACCACUGCUUCGGCCUCUGUAAUGUCUGGUCCCAACAACCUGAACAAUCUCAAUCUUUCGUUUGCUUCAUAUUCGACACCAUCAACAAAUACAACUCAAUACUAUUACCAGAUCAGGCCGCCACUACCACCUCCAUAACAUUUCUUUGCCAGCAUUUUACUUGUAAUACAUUUACAUAUAUAACUCAAAACUGAUUCCAUUUGUAAGAUUUUUUUGUCAUCAAUUCAUUAACAUGUUGAUUUUAUGUUGAAUUCUUUAACCACUUGUAAGAUUUUGGAAGGUGAAGAUUCAAAUUUUCAUCA
Molecule: messenger RNA, 1951 nt
Organism: Capsicum annuum
Lineage: Eukaryota; Viridiplantae; Streptophyta; Magnoliopsida; Solanales; Solanaceae
Product: ethylene-responsive transcription factor RAP2-7
Exons: 10
Coding region: 315-1787 (490 amino acids)
Biological process (GO): regulation of DNA-templated transcription
Molecular function (GO): DNA binding; DNA-binding transcription factor activity
Source: RefSeq, a predicted model, not a curated record